Penicillium canariense is the source of this 885-nucleotide messenger RNA. RefSeq names its product mitochondrial 37S ribosomal protein mS42 (gene sod4). The record is from RefSeq and is a predicted model, not a curated record. Lineage: Eukaryota; Fungi; Ascomycota; Eurotiomycetes; Eurotiales; Aspergillaceae. Bases 1 to 885 code for a protein of 294 amino acids. The transcript has 4 exons. Gene Ontology annotation, molecular function: metal ion binding; superoxide dismutase activity. Gene Ontology annotation, biological process: superoxide metabolic process.
AUGUUCAGCCGACUCAUUAGGCCGGGCGCUCUGCGCGCGGCUUCGCUUCAGACACCUUCCUCCGCCCUGCGCUUCCAGGCUCGUGGCCUGCACCGUAUCCCUCAAUUGCAGCAUGAUGCCUAUUACAAGGAGAAUGGCAUUCCAGAGCUCAUGUCCCCCGAGGCUUUCGACUUCUCCUGGACCCAGUACCAGACUCUUCUGGUGGACAAGCUCAACCUGUUGACACAAGACACCGUCGAUGCGGACGCCAAACCCGGAGAAUUGCUGGUCAAGUACUCCAAGCGCCCGGAAAUGGCCUCGGUCUUCAACUAUGCCUCCAUGGCUCACAACAACCACUUCUUCUUUAACUGCCUGUCCCCUACUACCACCAAGAUUCCCGAGAAGUUCGCUAAGGACAUUGUCGACACCUGCUCCUCCGUCGAAUCCCUGAAGAUGGACUUCCUGGCCACCGCCAACGCCAUGUUCGGCCCCGGCUUUGUCUGGCUCGCUAAGAACCUUGAGCGCGAGGGCCUAAUGCAGAUCUUCUGCACCUACAACGCCGGUUCGCCCUACCCAGCCGCCUACUCCCGGCGGCAGCCCGUCGACAUGGCUACACACUCCCCCGACGCACCCCUCGGCAACCAAUUCGCCGGCUCAAUGGGUGCCCAUGCACAGAACCAGAAGAACCUUGCCCCCGGUGCCAUUGAUGUGCAGCCCAUUCUGUGCGUCAACACCUGGGAACACGCGUGGAUGAUGGACUAUGGCAUUGCUGGAAAGGAAGAGUACCUCGAGCGGUGGUGGGAUCGGAUUAACUGGGACGUGGUGUUUGACAACUACAACGCGAUCAGCUCCGUGAAGGGCGCGCGAAGCACGGCCAGCCGGGACCGCAGUCUGAGCAUGUUUUAA